Molecule: messenger RNA, 670 nt
Organism: Pieris rapae (cabbage white)
Lineage: Eukaryota; Metazoa; Arthropoda; Insecta; Lepidoptera; Pieridae
Gene: strat
Product: guanine nucleotide exchange factor MSS4 homolog
Exons: 2
Coding region: 229-600 (123 amino acids)
Biological process (GO): small GTPase-mediated signal transduction; post-Golgi vesicle-mediated transport
Cellular component (GO): membrane; cytosol
Molecular function (GO): guanyl-nucleotide exchange factor activity; zinc ion binding
Source: RefSeq, a predicted model, not a curated record
AAAUAAAAUCGCAUAAAUUUUGAGUAAUUUAAUGUUUUAAAGUGGACAAAUCAAUCAAUUAAGGGUGGACUAGGUUGUUAGGUAUAAGUGGAAAGUUUAAAUUUACCUAUUUAAAUUAAAUUGAUAUUUACUUUUCUUAAAAAAUAUCAACUUAAGUUGUUUACUAUAACGAUACUGUUUUUUAACAGUUAACAGUAAUAUCAUUGUGGGAAUAAAUUAUCAGUUACGAUGUCUGAUGCCGACACAAAAGAUGCCGUCGAAAACGAAUAUGUUGAGGAUGAAUCUAAUAAACUCUUGAUAAAAUGCAAAUUUUGUGGUUCUAAAAUUCUAGAACGGAAAUCUGGAAAAUUUGUUAUAAAAGAGAUUGAUUUACCACUAAUGGAACAAGAUAAAAGAGCAGAGGCGAAAGUGCAAUAUGAAAAAAUUAAUCAAUUUUUCUUUGUAGAAAACAUGUAUACUUUUGAAAACAUAGGUUUUACACAUACAAUAGAUAAUUGUAAGUAUUUAAGUUGUGCCGAUUGUGAUGCGGGGCCUGUUGGCUACUAUAAUAUGGACACAAAACAUAGUUAUGUAGCUUUGUCUAGGGUUAAACAUGAAUAAAAUUAAACAUAUAUAUAUUAUAAAGUAAGACUAUCUCAAAUUCAGCUAUCCUAUUAUGAAUAUACCGGAU